Priapulus caudatus is the source of this 3306-nucleotide messenger RNA. Its product is annotated as inactive tyrosine-protein kinase transmembrane receptor ROR1-like. Gene Ontology annotation, molecular function: protein binding; ATP binding; transmembrane receptor protein tyrosine kinase activity. Gene Ontology annotation, cellular component: membrane; signaling receptor complex. The record is from RefSeq and is a predicted model, not a curated record. Gene Ontology annotation, biological process: multicellular organism development; protein phosphorylation; positive regulation of kinase activity. NCBI's taxonomy places the organism in Eukaryota, Metazoa, Priapulida, Priapulimorpha, Priapulimorphida, Priapulidae.
GUAAUCUUACCUCGUUGCUCCGAGUUGCCUGACAUCGGUACUCCUGAGGCACAUAAUUGCAUCCGCAUCGGAAUACCGAAGGCCAACCCCGUUAAUAUGGCUCACACCUGUUACAACGGCUCGGGCGAGUCGUACCGUGGCUCGGCGAGUGUCACGCGCUCUGGCCUGCCCUGCCAGAAGUGGAAGGCCAACUACCCGCACCAGCAUCUACUCACCGCCUCCGACUACCCGGAGCUGAGCGGCGGCCACAGCUACUGUCGCAACCCGGGCGGACGCGAGAGCGCCCCCUACUGCUUCACACUGAACGAGAACGUGAGGACGGAGGCGUGCGACAUCCCCAAGUGUGGCAAGGUAGAACUGGCAACCCACUGGAACUGAGCCCCCUCAAUGGAAAGCUGAAGAAUCCAGUACGCGCGCGCGAGUUUGCGAUGACGAACAUACGUUUCCAGCAGGAGCUGGGUGAGGGAGCCUUCGGCAAAGUCUACAAGGGAGAGCUAAUGGGUCUCAACGGAGACGUAGCCAUAACGCAGGUCGCGGUUAAGACGCUUAAAGAGAACGCGUCCCCCAAGAUCCAGCAGGAUUUCCGGAGGGAAGUGGAUCUCAUGACUGACCUACGUCAUCCGAACAUUGUCUGUCUGAUCGGAGUCUGCAUUAAGGAAGAGCCGAUGUGUAUGCUGUUUGAGUUUAUGGCUCAGGGAGACCUGCACGAGUUCCUCGUCAUGCGCUCGCCGCACUCCGACGUCUCGAUGAGCAGUGGCGAGGACAACCAGCACCUUCUCGACCACGCCGACUUCUUCUACAUCGCCAUCCAGAUCUCCGCCGGCAUGGAGUACCUCUCCAGCCGCCAUUUUGUUCACCGCGACCUCGCCGCGCGCAACUGCCUCGUCGGCGACCAGCUGACGAUCAAGAUCUCCGACUUCGGGCUGUCGCGCGACAUCUACUCGUCCGAUUACUACCGCGUGCAGUCGAAGUCGCUUCUGCCUGUGCGGUGGAUGCCCCCGGAGGCGAUCCUCUACGGGAAGUUUUCGAUGGAGAGCGAUGUGUGGUCGUACGGCGUCGUGCUCUGGGAGAUCUUCAGCUACGGACUGCAGCCGUACUACGGCUACAACAACCAGGAGGUGAUCGAGAUGGUGCGCGGCCACCAGAUCCUGCCGUGUCCGGACGACUGCCCCGCGCGCGUCUACGCGCUCAUGGUCGAGUGCUGGCACGAGGUGCCGACGCGGCGGCCGUCGUUCAAGGAGCUGUACGCGCGGCUGCGCGCGUGGGACGCCGGCAACGCGGCGGCGGCCGCCGUGGCGCUCGCCGGCGGCAGCGUGGCACACUCUAGCAGCACGCAGCACUCGAGCAACGGUCCGAGCGUGCACACGGGCUCGACGAAUCUCAGCGCGUCGCAGAGUCCGCCGCCGGCCGGGCUUCCGCAGCACCCCGCUGCCGCCGCCGCGGGUCGUGGCGUGCUGGGGAACUACAUGCAGAGCGUCGGCGCGCAGCAGUACCGGCCGCAGAUGGUCGUCAACCAGCGGCCGGGCGUCGGCUACUGUCCGCAGAACUCGAUCGUGCGGCCGUACGGCGGCGGUCCGUUGAUGACGCGGCCUCCGAUGAUGCCCUCCGCGUACAUGGUGGGAGACGCAAGGACGUCGAACCUGUGACUAGUGUAAACUGUCUAUCUGGUCACGUCGCGAGAGACGCUAACACAUCAAGCUUGUGACCAGUGUAAACUGAUGUCUAUCUGGUCACAAGACGGUGGAUGCUAACACAUCAAGCAUUUGACUAUGCUGAUGCCCAUAUCUGGUCACAUUGCGAGAGACGUCAAACCUGUGACCAGCGUAAGCUGUGGACGACGGAUGUCUGUAUUUGAGGAUGGACGUCUUGGACCAUGUAUCAAGCAAAGUAUUGGCCUGCGAACAGUAUUUGUGUAAUGCACGCGUGCAUGUGUAAUGUGACACCCUUACGGUAAACCCAGUGACUGCUUGUGGGGGUCGACCGACUGCUGCUCGAAGUACUAUGCUAUUCAACAGUAACUGUAAAUACAUGCGACUUUUGUAUGCUUCUCGAGAGAAAUGUCGUUGCGAUGGUUUUGGUGUCACGUAUAAUCAGAGCUGUCCGUUUUAUUCACCGUUCUGCUUUUUCACGAAGAACAGAUCAUACGUUGAAGGUCGGGCGUUUGUCAGCCAACUUCAGAUUCUUCAUUAUAACGAUGCUUGCUUAGAAUUGAAUUGAUGCAAGGUAUUUUUUAUCCAUUUAUAACUUAUUUGUGUCUAGGUUAAAGGCUACUUGCUAAGAGAUCAGAAGGUUCAUGUAGAGUAAAACCAUAAGUUGAUGGAGUACACUGAUUGUAAAUCUUUGUGCCAUAUUUGUGUUUGGUAGCUUUAAAUUGUAAAUAGAAUAUUAACUGGAGUUGUAUUGAACCCAAGACCGUUGUCAUGUGUAAUUGGGUAUAUGCUAUAUAUACCUUAAUAUCAAAGUUUGACACGCAAUUCAAAAAUUGUGUAUGCUCAUCAUCUCAGAGUGUUGUGUUUGGGGUUCUGUCACUGUUCUGUUUUUUCUUAAAUUUUCUGUUCGUUCAUGCAAACAUGAAGAGCAGUAGAUGAUAGCAUUGCCAAUGGUUUUCACUGCACUGUACUAGUGGUAUUUGAGGAUUUUCGCAUACAGUGCUGACACCUAUCAGAGAGGAAAGCAUAGUUUGCGCUUACUUUUUCAUACGAAUGAAGUGUCUAUGGUUAACAAACAGCUGCUGGAAGGACAUUCAGCCGUAUUUAGAUAAGUUAAGGUGUCCGGAUAUAGGUGUAAACUCGCAAAAGCAAUUAAUACAACCAAUUCACAGCUGCUGUGUAUAAUUGUACACUUUAUUUAUUACCAGUGAGGUUCUAGCAUUAGGCAUUUACUAUAAUCUCUAUUUUUGUACAGAUUUGCUUCUUUGUGUCUUAUACUGUCUGUCGGUUGGUAAGAAAGCUGUUUUGUCUGUUAUUAUUCAGGCUUUAGGUUGCAAACCUGGGUCCACUCCGAUUUCAUGUUUGUCAUUGUGUACGUGGUGAUAUUAUUUUAUCCUGAGCUGGGAAUUCAUUGCAUCACAUCGUGGCAAUAUGCAUGAUGCAUAUUUUGUUCAAUUGUGAUUGUUUACAUGCAUAUUGUAGUUCAUUAAAGUAAGGGUUAAAUUAAAGUUAGCUAAAGCAGGGUACGUGUUCAGUGAGCCAUAUCUCAUUGAUAUAAUUAUCAUCUACUCAAGUGUUUACUUGAACGAAAAGUCUUUUGUACAUACUAAAUGUUGAAGGCAAAAUAAAGUUAUUAAUACUUGUAAAUAUAUGUGAA